CAGAUUAAAAAUAAAGAGCCAUAAACCAGAUUCAACAGUUUCUCAACAUGGAGAACCAGGCCCAAAAUACAAUGGGAGCUUCUCCUUGUGAGGCUGAGCUUCAGGAAUUAAUGGAACAAAUUGACAUCAUGGUAAGCAACAAAAAAUUGGACUGGGAAAGGAAGAUGCGGGCUUUGGAGACGCGAUUAGAUCUUCGGGAUCAAGAGUUGGCAAAUGCACAAACUUGUUUGGAUCAGAAAGGUCAAGAGGUGGGGUUACUUCGCCAGAAGUUGGACAGUCUGGAAAAGUGUAACUUGGCAAUGACUCAGAAUUAUGAAGGACAACUUCAAACACUGAAAUCUCAAUUUUCCAAACUGACAAAUAGCUUUGAGAAACUGAGAUUACACCAGAUGAAGCAAAACAAAGUUCGACGAAAAGAAUUGCCAAACUCCAAAGAAGAAAUUCCAUUUGAACUAAGUAAUUUGAAUGAGAAAAUAGAGGAAUUUAGAGCAAAGUCAAGAGAAUGGGACAAGCAAGAGAUAUUGUAUCAGACUCAUCUGGUUUCUUUAGAUGCUCAACAAAAAUCAUUAUCUGAGAAAUGUAAUCAAUUUCAGAAACAGGCACAAAGUUACCAAAUUCAAUUUAAUGGUAAAAAGCAAUUCAUAGAAGACAACUGCUCUGAAAUCCCUCGGCUAAUAUGUGAACCAGAUCCUAUUUGUGAAACCAAUGAAAGAGAUGAGUUCAUUAUUGAAAAAUUAAAAUCAGCUGUGAGUGAAAUCGCAUUAAGCAGAAAUAAGCUACAAGAUGAAAAUCAGAAGCUCUUACAGGAACUGAAAAUGUAUCAGCGACAGUGCCAGGCCAUGGAAGCAGGACUCUCAGAAGUGAAAAGUGAAUUACAGUCACGGGAUGAUCUCUUGAGAAUUAUAGAAUUGGAACGAUUGCAGUUGCAUAGAGAAUUAUUAAAAAUGGGGGAGUUUCAAAAUGCUCAAGAAAACAAAAAAAGACUUGAGUCAUCUAACUCACCUUGUAUUCAAGAAACAGAAAGAAAAAGGAAAGAACUGUUUUCAGUAGCUCCAGAUCAACCAAAUCAUGAAAAGGAAUUGAAUAAGAUACGAAGUCAGCUCUAUCAGGAGGAAGAGUACCAUAGCUCUGAGCAGGAACGAAUGAAGAAUGCAAUCUCUGACCUAACAGCGGAGCUUCAUCAGAAGGAAAUCACUAUAGCAACUAUCAUGAAGAAAGCUGCCCUUCUGGAAAAACAGUUAAAAACGGAAUUAGAAAUAAAAGAAAAAAUGCUAGCAAAACAACAGGUCUCAAAUAUGAAAUACAAAGCUGUCAGAACUGAAAACACACAUCUGAAAGGAAUGAUGGGAGAUUUAGACCCCGGACGAUACAUGAGUAUGGACCUCACUAACAAGGAACAUUCAAGGUAUACAUGUAUUAACAAACUGGAAUAUGAGAAUGAAAGGCUCCGAAAUGAUCUUGCAAAACUUCAUGGCAAUGGAAAAUCAGCAUGGGGUAAUCAGAAUACAUAUGCAGAAACAGUAAGGGACGCCUGUCUAAGCCAGAUGAAAAUGAAAGAAAAUGAAGAUAGACUAAGUCAAGACUGUGAGACAAAUAAAAGCACAACGUCUCCAUUGCCACCCUUGACAUUUCAAACCAAAGAAAUAGCAAGCCCUUUGAUUAGUGAUGAUGAAAUAUUCCCAUUGUCUCCCCCAGAUAUGUCUAUUCCAGCUUCCUUGGCUGCACAGCAUUUCCUUCUGGAGGAAGAGAAGCGAGCAAAAGAACUUGAAAAACUUCUAAAUACACAUAUUGAUGAGCUACAAAGACAUACAGAGUUUACUCUUAAUAAAUACACCAAGCUAAAACAAAAUAGACACAUAUAG
This is a messenger RNA of Chrysochloris asiatica (Cape golden mole), 1862 nucleotides long. It is a transcript of the gene DEUP1, whose product is annotated as coiled-coil domain containing 67. Gene Ontology annotation, cellular component: deuterosome; centriole. The record is from RefSeq and is a predicted model, not a curated record. Gene Ontology annotation, biological process: centriole replication; de novo centriole assembly involved in multi-ciliated epithelial cell differentiation. NCBI's taxonomy places the organism in Eukaryota, Metazoa, Chordata, Mammalia, Afrosoricida, Chrysochloridae. The transcript has 13 exons. The coding region runs from base 48 to 1862 and encodes 604 amino acids.